CGGAGAGGAGGAUUCAUCACCAGCCAUGGAGGUCAGCAUGGACUCAGCUGACAACAACAUGGCUGCGGCCGCCUCUGCUGCCCAAGACGAACUGAAUCAGCUUGAACGUGUCUUCUUACGACUUGGUCAUGCUGAAACGGAUGAGCAACUGCAGAAUAUUAUAUCCAAAUUUCUACCCCCUGUACUUCUGAAACUUUCCAGUACGCAAGAAGGAGUACGUAAGAAGGUGAUGGAAUUGCUAGUUCAUUUAAAUAAACGUAUCAAAAGUCGUCCCAAAAUCCAGCUUCCUGUGGAGACUUUGCUGGUCCAAUAUCAAGAUCCUUCUGCAGUGUCCUUUGUUACAAAUUUUACGAUCAUAUAUGUUAAGAUGGGCUAUCCUCGUUUGCCUGUGGAAAAACAAUGUGAACUGGCUCCCACUCUGCUUACUGCAAUGGAAGGAAAACCUCAACCCCAACAAGACAGCCUAAUGCACCUUCUAAUACCAACCCUUUUUCACAUGAAAUAUCCUGUUGAACCUCUGAAAGCAGCUUCUCCGUUUAAUCUUGCUGAAAAACCAAAGACUGUACAGCUGCUAUUGGAUUUUAUGUUGGAUGUCCUCCUUAUGCCUUAUGGAUAUGUAUUGAACGAAUCCCAGAGUCGCCAAAAUGUGCCAGCAGGGCAGAGCUCUUCUUCUUCUUCAAGUAGCUCUGGAACUUCUGGGAUCCCUCAGCCUCCCCCAGGGAUGAGCUUUUAUGCAGCCAAACGGGUAAUUGGAGACAGCCCAUGGACACCUGAACAGCUGGAACAGUGUAAAUUGGGCAUUGUGAAGUUCAUUGAAGCAGAGCAGGUGCCUGAAAUUGAAGCUGUCAUACACUUGGUCAUUGCGUCUAGCGACACACGACACAGUGUAGCAACUGCAGCAGAUCUUGAGCUCAAAAGCAAGCAAAGUUUAAUUGACUGGAAUAAUCCAACCAUCAUCAACAAGCUGUACAAAGUGUACCUUGGAGACAUACCACUAAAAACCAAGGAGGGAGCUGUUUUGAAACCAGAAUUGAAACGUGAUCCGGUUAGCACCCGGGUUAAGUUAAAGAUUGUGCCUCAUCUUCUGCGUUCCAGGCAAGCUGCAGAAACGUUUCCUGCAAACAUUCAGGUUGUCUAUGAUGGACUUUUUGGUGCAAAUACCAAUGCAAAACUGAGAACUCUGUCUCUUCAGUUUGUACAUCAUAUCUGUGUAAUUUGCCCAGACAGUAAGAUAAAGCCACUUGGCCCAAUGCUUCUUAAUGGGCUGACAAAACUGAUCAAUGAAUAUAAAGAGGACCCCAAGCUGCUAUCAACGGCCUAUUCAGCUGUUGGAAAACUAUCCAGCCGAAUACCUCAGCUGUUCACAAAGGACCUUGCUCUAGUCCAACAGUUUUUUGAAGCACUGUCUAAGGAAGAUCCUGAUACCAGACUGGCUAUUCAGGAGGCGCUGUCCAUGAUGGUUGGGGCUUAUACAAGUUUGGAAGGAGCACCACGUACUCUUAUGGAGGCACUUGUGGCCUCAAACCUAAUUAAGCCUCAAGUCCAAGUGCGCCAGGUGGCUGUAAAAUUUGCCAGCACAGUGUUCCCUCCUGACCACAUCCCUUCAAGAUACCUGCUGCUUUUGGCUGCAGGAGAUCCACGUGAGGAGGUGCAUGGAGAGGCCCAGCGUGCAUUGAGAACGUUUCCUGGCAAAAAUGAAAAGGAAAGUGCUGGUAAACAGAUGCCAUCCUUCCCAGAAAUGGUCCAGUAUAUUCAAGAGAAGGCCUCUCACAGAAUGAAAACCCCGGCUAAAUAUAUGACGGGGACAACGGUCAUGCCGUUCAACCCAGCUACUUUUGGAGAGAUAGUGCUCUACCUCCGGAUGUGUCUCGCUCACAGUGCUGGUGUCGUGCCGACCUCUCAGAGCUUAGCUGAUAUGCAGGAUCACGCUCCAGCCAUCGGCCGCUAUAUAAGAAAUCUCCUGUCUGGACAUUUUAUAACGUCCUCGUCCUCCUCCUCGAAGGGUGGCGAAAGCAACCCCGUACAGAUCUACAUAAGUCUUCUUCAGCAGCUGCUGUCUGGUGUUGGAGCGACACCGGAAGUGGCAUCACUUCCAGUAUCGCGGGAUUUUGGCAGCCGCACCAGUCAUUCUUCCAUCUUUCCAGCUGUUGGGUUCUGUGUGGGUUUGCCGGUAAUGUACUGUCUCCUAGAGGUUGUCUCAGUUUAUCCUGAAAAACUCGCAGCGAGAUUUGUAGACAAAAUGGAUUGGAUAAAGAGUCUUAUGAAUACGAAUAAGGAGGAAAUGCGGGAGCUGGCUGCUCUGUUCUAUUCAGUAGUUCUAACUACUGUGUCAGAAAAUGAAUUUAAAACAUCGGUUCAACAGCUGAUAAAAACAGCUAAGGACAAUCAUAAUCUGGAAAUGCAACACGGAUCCUUGAUGGCUCUAGGAUUCACAGUAGGACGGUAUUUGUCAAAGAGGAAAGCCGGAAUGGUAGAACUGCAUGACCUCGAACAGCCAAAUACUAUUGUUGUUCCAGAGCAAGAUGAGCUGAUCAAGUCAACAACUGGGGCUAUAGGUUCCUUUUUAGAUAGUACAUCACCUCUUUUGGCAAUAGCUGCUUGUACAGCACUAGGAGAGAUUGGCAGGAACGCCCCCCUACCCAUCCCUAAUGAUGGUACUGGAUUCACAAAGCUCCAUCUUGUAGAAAGCUUACUAGCCAGGAUCCCUUCUGGCAAAGAAACUAAUAAGAUGAAAGAACGAGCUAUACAGACACUUGGCUACUUUCCGGUGGGAGAUGGAGACUUUCCUCACCAGAAACUACUGUUGCAAGGAUUAAUGGAUUCCGUGGAGGCUAAGCAAAUCGAACUCCAGUUCACAGUGGGCGAGGCUAUAACCAGUGCCGCAAUAGGAACCAGUUCUGUAGCCGCCCGCGAUGCGUGGAUGGUGGCUGAAGAAGAGUAUAGCCCUCCUGCGGAUGUGAAAGUUAAUGAUGUCGUUCCCUGGGUCUUGGAUAUCAUUUUGAAUAAACAUAUCGUCAGCCCCAAUCCUCACAUAAGACAAGCUGCCUGCAUCUGGCUUUUGUCGAUGGUGAAGAAGCUGAGCACCCACAAAGAAAUUAAGUCUCAUCUCAAGGAAAUUCAAAGUGCAUUUGUGUCUAUUCUGUCUGAUAGUGACGAACUUAGCCAAGACGUUGCUUCAAAAGGGCUUGGUUUGGUAUAUGAGCUUGGGAGCGAACAAGAUCAACAGGAAUUGGUCACUACACUUGUCGAUACUCUAAUGACUGGGAAAAGAAUCAGGCAUGAAAUGACCGGGGAAACCGUGGUGUUCCAAGGAUCUGGCCUUGGCAAAACUCCAGAUGGCCAGGGUCUCUCUACUUACCAGGAGCUUUGUUCACUUGCUAGUGAUCUCAACCAGCCAGACUUGGUGUACAAAUUCAUGAAUUUGGCGAAUCACCAUGCAAUGUGGAACUCUCGGAAGGGAGCAGCUUUUGGUUUUAAUGUGAUUGCUACCAAAGCCGGGGAACAACUGGCUCCUUUUCUCUCCCAGCUGCUUCCCCGCCUCUAUCGCUACCAGUUUGACCCCAAUAUUGGGAUUCGACAGGCUAUGACCAGCAUUUGGAACGCACUGGUGACAGACAAAUCUGCAGUAGACAAAUAUAUGAAAGAAAUCCUUGACGAUUUAAUAAGCAACCUUACCAGCAGCAUGUGGCGAAUUCGAGAGUCCAGCUGUCUAGCACUGAAUGACUUGCUAAGAGGACGAUCCUUGGAUGACAUUAUUGAUAAGCUUCCAGAAAUUUGGGAGACUCUCUUCAGAGUGCAAGAUGACAUUAAGGAAUCUGUUCGAAAAGCAGCUGAAUUAGCCCUGAAGACUUUAAGUAAGGUAUGUGUGAAGAUGUGCGACCCUUCUAAAGGAGCUGCAGGCCAAAGGACGAUUGCUGUACUGUUGCCGUGCCUUCUUGAUAAAGGAAUGAUGAGUACAGUUACUGAAGUACGAACCCUCAGCAUUAACACACUGGUGAAGAUCAGUAAAAGCGCUGGGGCCAUGCUGAAACCGCAUGCUCCCAAACUCAUCCCAGCGUUGUUGGAUUCCCUGAGUGUGCUGGAGCCCCAAGUGCUCAACUACUUGAGCCUUCGCGCCACAGACCAAGAGAAGGCCGCAAUGGAUUAUGCAAGACUCAGUGCCGCUAAAUCCUCUCCCAUGAUGGAAACCAUAAAUAUGUGCUUGCAGUAUUUGGAUGUGUCUGUCCUGGGGGAGCUGGUUCCUAGGCUGUGUGAGCUGACCAGGAGCGGAGUCGGCAUUGGGACUAAGGGCGGCUGUGCUAGUGUAAUUGUAUCACUGACCACUCAGUGUCCUCAAGACUUGACACCCUAUUCAGGCAAACUCAUGAGCGCUUUACUCAGUGGGCUCACUGAUCGCAACAGCGUGGUGCAGAAAGCAUUUGCAUUUGCCAUGGGACACCUAGUUCGAACUUCACGCGACAGCAGCAUAGACAAAUUACUGCAGAAGCUGAACAACUGGUACAUGGAGAAAGAGGAGCAAGUCUUUAAAACCGCCUGUGCAUUAACGGUGCAUGCCAUUGGGCGCUACAGCCCAGAUGUGCUGAAGAAUCAAGCCAAACUGGUCUUGCCUCUGGCUUUCUUGGGCAUGCACGAGGUGCCUGAGGAAGAAAAGGGCGAGAAAGAGGAUGGCAACCUGUGGGCUGAAGUAUGGCAAGAAAAUGUUCCUGGUACCUAUGGUGGCAUAAGGCUGUAUAUGGAGGAGUUGAUAACCAUCACCCAAAAGGCUUUGCAGUCUCAGUCGUGGAAGAUGAAAGCUCAAGGCGCAGCUGCCAUGGCGUCCAUAGCAAAGCAGUCCGGCUCCUUAGUACCUCCACACCUGGGCAUGGUGCUUAGUGCUCUGUUGCACGGCUUGUCUGGAAGAACAUGGACAGGAAAGGAGGAGUUACUGAAAGCUAUUGCCAGUGUUGUCUGUGCGUGCAGUGCCGAGCUACAGAAGGCUGUUCCUGACCAGCCCAGCAUCAGCGAUGUCCUUCAGGCUAUGCUUAAAGAGUGCCGCAAAGAGAACCUUGGGUACAAGAUGGUGGCCCUUCGGUGCACAGCUGAUGUGUUGAAAACCACGCAGGAAAAUCAGUUCCGGGAGUUGACGGAUGUCAUUUUCCCUAUGAUAAAGAAAAAUUCUCCUGAGAUGAUGGGAACGGGCCCGUCCCCGAACGAUGAUGACGAUGAGAACGAAAAUGAGAAGGAACUCCGGAUGGACUCUCUUCUCUGUGCCUUUGAGAGUUUGGGCAAAGCUUGGCCCAGGAACCCAGAAACACAGCGCUGCUACAGACAAGAGCUGUGCAAACUCAUGUGCGAGCGGCUGAAGCUCAGCACCUGGAAAGUACAGCUGGGCGUGCUCCAAGCAAUGAAGGCUUAUUUUCAAGGGCUACUACUGCUUGAAGCAGAACACGCAGACCCCGAAGCUUUGGCAGGAAUACUCUUGGAAACUUGUUCUUCUAUCACUCACUCUCUAGAGAAUAAAAGUUACACCUCCAUAAGAACAGAAGCCUUGUCAGUAAUAGAAGUGCUGCUCACGAAACUUGAAGAGUCCAAACAGUGGGAAAGCCUGAAUGCAGAUAGCAGAGAACUUCUCAUGGGCUCACUAACAACCAUGACACUGGACAGCAGGCCUGAACUACAAGAAAAGGCAUCUUUGUUAAAGAAAACCCUUGAAAAACUUGAUUGAUUUUUUUUCUUUUAAAAAACAACAACCAAGUGCCAUCUGAAACAAAGCAAGCAAAAAUGGAAAGCACGCAGUGCGCUCUGAAUACAACUAGGGAAAAGUUGACUUUGUAGCAUGCAUCAUUCCUUGGCUAAAAUAAAGAAUGCCUUGAAUUUUGUCCCCCAAUAUUUUUUUCUUUUUUUAAAAAAAAAAACCCAAAACAUUUCAACCAAUUUUGGCAGUUAAGCAAACCUUGAAAGUAUUAAAAAGAAAAGAAACUGUGUAAUGAAUAUUUUGGAAAUUGUUCUGAUCCGUGUGGGUACAGAAGAGAAGAAGCACCAUGUUAAUAAAUUAGACCAGGCAAAAUCUUCUAGCAUAUGUAAGAAGUCCAAUAAUCUCUGUAGACAAAAGUGAUCAUGGGAGCUCUGGGGAGCAAAAUCCUUAUUAAAAUGUUGCUUGUAUGUUCCAUAUGGCACGGUUAUUUCUUGGUGUUGUAUUGGUAGCUUCCCCUUAGAAGGACAAAGAGAAGUCGCCGAAGAGCUCAUUCUCCUUGCUGGCCUGGUCUGAUAUCAAUUUCCGGAAUCCCUCGUGUGUGCUGGUUGUUCUGGGUCAUGUACUGUCUCUUCAUAAGGGCAAGUUUACACCUUUCUAUAUUUUUAGAAGGAUGGCUUUCCCCCCCCCAAGGUAAGAAUGCACAUUGGAGAAGCACUUUAAUUAGCUGUCUCAAAGCGAGAGUAUUUUGGAAAUGACUGAAAAAGAAAGCUGAAGCUCUACUCUUCCUCGAAAUCGUUUUGCAUGACACUCAGCAGAAGUGAAAGCCUUCUCUAAAAUAAGUCCUUUGAGAGUGUUACACAUUUUCCCUAAAAGAGAUUUUGCUCCCUUUUCUUGCUUUGGAAAGCUGUAACAGUUCACAUUAGCUACAUAAUCUUAUCAGACACAGGCAUCUUCUGGUUUCGAGGAAACACUAAAGAGUUGACUUUAAACCCACAUUGACCCGCAGUGAAAAUAUGAUGGCACUAAAUAGCCAUGCUAUUUUGUCCCCUUAUUUAGAAAACAAAUUAUUUUUGCUUGUUUUAAUUAUGAUUUCCUAGAUUGCGAAGCUAAACAUUAAAUCUGUACAACUUCACAACCAUGAAUUUCUGCAAGGCUUGUUCUCUGAAAGAACUUUGAUGUGGGAAUCGGUGUAUUUUAACCACUUGUAAAUGGGUGUGUGUGUGUGUGUGAGAGAGAGAGAGCGUGAAGUCCUUAUUUGUAAGUUACUGGCUGUAGGAUCAGAUAUAGGUGAAGUUAGUAUGUCCUUCAUGGGAGCGACUUCUGUAUAGAAAUUUUGCAACACCCAAGACAGUUUGUAGCUUGCUUCCAGUUGCCUGUGGGAGCACAGCCCAGUUGAGAUCAGCCAGAUGCACCAUUUGCAAGGACAACGGCUUCCAGCCGGAGGCUGUAAUGCGAGUGCUACAGUAAGCCCUUUUCUGAAUUACUUUGCACAAAUCUUACCAGCAGAGUGAACAGCCACUCAGAUGGAGAAAUUUCAUAUAAUUGGUGCUUGGGAUUUUCCCAGAAGUGGUUGUGAUGGGGGGGGGGGGCGCUUGCUUUUUAGAAUUGGCUUAUUCAGUAUUCAACUUCCUGUAGGUUUGAUUUGAUACACUUUACAGGAAAGUACGUCUGAAGGCUGCUUCAUAUUAUGGCUGGCCAGAAAUCCUAACAGUGCAGUGGGCCUGUACGUAAGUCUUGUAUGGAGUGGGGGAUGGGUCUCCGCAAUUCUUUCAUCCCAAAAUGGGUGUGGGGGGGUACAGGGGCGUAAUGUAUGCACAUACACUGGCUGGGGGUUACAGCGCUUCAGAUGGGGAUGGGAAAGUCCCAAUAAUGCAUUUAACAAAACUGGUACUAAGAAAUGGGUUUCAGAAAUCAUCUGAAAUUGUCAGUGUGCGUGUGUGUGUGUGUGUGGUCAGACUGUUUAAAAGCCUGUCUUCUAAGUGGCACCCAUCGUGCUGGAAUUCUGAGAUGCUGUUAGCUUCUCUAAAGGAUUUUCAUGUAUUACAGAAAGCUGCUGCUUGUUUACAUUAGUUUCAAUUUGCCAAGCACCUCUGUGAAACUGAAUGUUCGUAGGCAAAUCUCUACGUAUACACCAUUUUGUCCUGCAAGAGUUUUUUUUAAAAAAUGAGGUGGCAGUUUCAAAUUGAUGCUUUUUAAUUUUUUGCAAUAGUUAUUGUGUUUUAUAGAACUCGCAAAAGCUGUGUCCUAAACAUGUAGGCCUUUGCCAUGACUUUCCAGCAGGGACUUCAGAAUUUUGAGAUGAAAUUUAAAGCUUGUGUUUGGAGUAGCUACUGUAGAAGAUUGCAAAUGGCUUUAAAAACAACAACAACAACUGAGGACUUUAAAAAUUCCAGGUUCAGAACAGUAAGAACUGCCUAGAACAUACACGCUUGACAAAUAGCGUCUCUGAAUAACUUUUUCUUCUAAAAAUUUAAAUUUCUAAAACGUGUGCCUCUAUGAGAGAAUCCUACCUGCAAAAUAUUGACUUAGAGGUCAAAUAUCGGUCCCUCUUAAAUUUGUUGACUUGAUGGAAAAAAGUGGCCUUUGGAGAGUUACGUUUUCCUCUGAAAACAAUUGCACUACAAAACACUGUUGCCCAAGAUGGGCUUUCGUGCUGCUGUCUAAUGCUGCUUUGUAUACCUGGAUUGAAGUGUGUAAAUUUGACACUAUAGCACCUGGCAGAAUUACAAAUCGUUUUAUGUUGAAAGAUUUCUAAUGUUGCAAAAAAAAAAAGAGUCUCCAUUAAAUCCACUACAUUGAAUUUCUGUAUCUGGCUGUGAAGUAUGUACAAUGGACUGAAACUUUUACCAUUUCAAGGGUAAACAAAAUAAAGGUGCAUGACCUGUU
This is a messenger RNA of Eublepharis macularius, 8560 nucleotides long. RefSeq names its product Ecm29 proteasome adaptor and scaffold (gene ECPAS). Gene Ontology annotation, cellular component: cytoplasm; nucleus. The transcript is spliced from 51 exons. Gene Ontology annotation, biological process: proteasome assembly. Lineage: Eukaryota; Metazoa; Chordata; Lepidosauria; Squamata; Eublepharidae. Gene Ontology annotation, molecular function: molecular adaptor activity. The record is from RefSeq and is a predicted model, not a curated record. Bases 26 to 5704 code for a protein of 1892 amino acids.